This is a messenger RNA of Lynx canadensis (Canada lynx), 3546 nucleotides long. It is a transcript of the gene GRIA4, whose product is annotated as glutamate ionotropic receptor AMPA type subunit 4. The transcript has 14 exons. Bases 334 to 2649 code for a protein of 771 amino acids. NCBI's taxonomy places the organism in Eukaryota, Metazoa, Chordata, Mammalia, Carnivora, Felidae. Gene Ontology annotation, molecular function: AMPA glutamate receptor activity; transmitter-gated monoatomic ion channel activity involved in regulation of postsynaptic membrane potential. The record is from RefSeq and is a predicted model, not a curated record. Gene Ontology annotation, cellular component: dendritic spine; postsynaptic membrane; plasma membrane. Gene Ontology annotation, biological process: synaptic transmission, glutamatergic; modulation of chemical synaptic transmission; monoatomic ion transport.
UGUCUCGUCCCCGCGAGCAGCCGCCAGACGCGCCACCACCAUCUUCUGCAUGUGCAACCUUAGCAGCCGGACGGGAAACCGCUCUCGGGGCUAUGGAGACUGCGGGAAAAACCUGGCGGCUCGCGAUGGGCUGCUGAAGGGGCGCAGUGGGGGACCGCCAACCGCCCUCACCUCUCUCCUUUUUCCUCUUUUCUUUUUUUUUUCUUUUUUCUUUUUUUUUUUUUUUUGGUCGUUUUUAAUUUUAGCGCCAUCGUGGUCAAUGCCUGUGUGAACAGCCUUUAGGAAGAGUGCGAGAGAAAGAGAGAGCGCGCGCCGGGGAGAGGAGAAAAGAAGAUGAGGAUUAUUUGCAGGCAGAUUGUCUUGUUGUUUUCUGGAUUUUGGGGACUCGCCAUGGGAGCCUUUCCGAGCAGCGUGCAGAUAGGUGGUCUCUUCAUCCGAAACACAGAUCAGGAAUACACGGCCUUUCGAUUAGCAAUCUUUCUUCACAACACUAGCCCCAAUGCGUCCGAAGCUCCUUUUAAUCUGGUACCUCAUGUGGACAACAUUGAGACAGCCAACAGUUUUGCCGUGACAAAUGCUUUCUGUUCCCAGUAUUCUAGAGGAGUGUUCGCCAUUUUCGGACUCUACGAUAAGAGGUCGGUACACACCUUGACCUCGUUCUGCAGCGCCUUGCACAUCUCCCUCAUCACACCGAGUUUCCCCACGGAGGGGGAGAGCCAGUUUGUGCUGCAGCUCAGACCGUCCUUGCGGGGCGCGCUCCUGAGUCUGCUGGACCACUACGAAUGGAACUGUUUCGUCUUCCUGUACGACACGGACAGGGGAUACUCAAUACUUCAAGCUAUUAUGGAAAAAGCAGGACAAAAUGGUUGGCAUGUCAGCGCUAUAUGUGUGGAAAAUUUUAAUGAUGUCAGCUAUAGGCAACUUCUAGAAGAACUUGAUAGACGACAAGAGAAGAAAUUUGUAAUAGACUGUGAGAUAGAGAGACUUCAAAACAUAUUAGAACAGAUUGUGAGUGUUGGGAAGCAUGUUAAGGGUUACCACUACAUCAUUGCAAACUUGGGAUUCAAGGAUAUUUCUCUGGAGAGAUUUAUCCAUGGUGGAGCCAAUGUUACAGGAUUCCAGCUGGUUGAUUUUAAUACACCUAUGGUAACCAAACUAAUGGAUCGCUGGAAGAAACUAGACCAGAGAGAGUAUCCAGGAUCUGAGACUCCUCCAAAGUAUACGUCUGCUCUGACUUACGAUGGAGUCCUUGUGAUGGCUGAAACUUUCCGAAAUCUUAGGAGGCAGAAAAUUGAUAUUUCAAGGAGAGGAAAUGCUGGGGAUUGUCUGGCAAAUCCUGCUGCGCCAUGGGGCCAGGGAAUUGACAUGGAGAGGACACUCAAACAGGUUCGAAUUCAAGGACUGACAGGAAAUGUUCAGUUUGACCACUAUGGACGUAGGGUCAAUUACACAAUGGAUGUGUUUGAGCUGAAGAGCACAGGGCCUAGAAAGGUUGGUUACUGGAAUGAUAUGGAUAAAUUAGUCUUGAUUCAGGACGUGCCCACUCUUGGCAAUGACACAGCAGCUAUUGAGAACAGAACAGUGGUUGUAACCACAAUUAUGGAAUCCCCAUAUGUUAUGUACAAGAAAAAUCACGAAAUGUUUGAAGGAAAUGACAAGUAUGAAGGAUACUGUGUAGAUUUGGCAUCUGAAAUUGCAAAACAUAUUGGUAUCAAGUAUAAAAUUGCCAUUGUCCCUGAUGGAAAAUAUGGAGCGAGGGACGCAGACACAAAAAUCUGGAAUGGGAUGGUAGGAGAACUUGUUUAUGGGAAAGCAGAGAUUGCUAUCGCCCCUCUGACAAUCACUUUGGUCCGAGAGGAGGUCAUUGACUUCUCUAAGCCCUUCAUGAGUUUGGGCAUAUCUAUCAUGAUCAAAAAGCCUCAGAAAUCCAAACCAGGAGUGUUUUCCUUCUUGGAUCCUCUGGCCUAUGAGAUUUGGAUGUGCAUAGUCUUUGCCUACAUUGGUGUCAGCGUGGUCUUAUUCCUAGUUAGCAGGUUCAGUCCGUACGAGUGGCACACAGAAGAGCCGGAGGAUGGAAAGGAAGGACCCAGCGACCAGCCUCCCAAUGAGUUUGGCAUCUUUAACAGCCUCUGGUUUUCCUUGGGUGCCUUCAUGCAGCAAGGAUGUGACAUUUCACCCAGAUCCCUCUCAGGUCGCAUUGUUGGAGGUGUCUGGUGGUUCUUCACGCUCAUCAUUAUAUCAUCUUAUACCGCUAACCUCGCUGCUUUCCUGACGGUAGAGCGAAUGGUCUCCCCCAUAGAAAGUGCGGAAGACCUGGCCAAACAAACAGAAAUUGCCUAUGGAACAUUGGAUUCAGGGUCAACAAAAGAAUUCUUCAGAAGAUCAAAAAUAGCAGUGUACGAAAAGAUGUGGACCUACAUGCGAUCGGCAGAGCCGUCCGUGUUCACGAGGACUACAGCUGAGGGAGUGGCUCGUGUCCGCAAAUCCAAGGGCAAAUUUGCGUUCCUCCUGGAGUCCACUAUGAACGAGUACAUUGAGCAGCGAAAGCCGUGUGACACGAUGAAAGUGGGAGGAAAUCUGGAUUCGAAAGGCUAUGGAGUAGCAACGCCCAAGGGUUCCUCAUUAAGGAGGAGGACAGAGGAGAACUAACCAGCUCCAGGACCAAGGUAAGAGGGGAGUUUUCUUUCAAAAGAAUGGGUUCCAUCCAUUUGAAGGAAACCCCUCCCCCACCUGUUUUUCAAUCCCUUUUUCUUUAUACAUUUAUAUUUUUUAACCCACGCAUUAGGAAAUCAGCUUGCCACCUGUGCAUAACAGUCACUUGAACAUCCCCUUACAAAUGUGAUAGCAGGGAAAACUAGUCAUAUCUGGUUAUACGCGAAUGCAUUUAUGUUUUUCAUCAUCAUCAAGUAUCAGUGCUAGUCUUCCACUAAGGAUCAAUCUCUUGCAUAGGCCUUAGGAAGUUACCAUCGGCUGUUCAUUUCUCUACGUGUAGAAUACAGAUAGUAACUGUUCAUCAAGCCGUCAUGAGUAAUGGGGUUACAGAAAUAUCGAAAUGAAAAUCCAAAGGAUUUCUAUAGAAAAAAUAGUAUUCUUAAGAAUUUUUUACUAAAAUAAGCAGCUGAUAGAAUUUAGAUGGUAUAUAAUUUGGAAUUGGCUCAGGCUAGAUUUUGGGUGUGCAGGCAGUGUAGAUUUAAUGAGAUGUUUAAGGUACCAUAUGAAAACGGGAUAGAAAAAUGAGGAAGGGGAGCUGAUAUUGUCUUGAGCAGUGUUUCUUCAUGCUUCUAGAGACUUUCGGGCCUUGGGUAUCACUUCUAAGUGGUUUCCAUUGUUAUCUCUCACGUUCUAUGUUGCUGUCCUUGGAAAUCAUCAGUAUUCCUUGUCUUUGGUACUGUUUUCACCUUGGUCCUUCCAGGGGGGAAGAAAUCCAAGGCGAGAAACAAGUGAGAGAAUUGAAAUGCAUCCAGAAUUUGAGAUAUCGGAAGAAAGGUAGAACUUUGGGCUCAUGAAAGGACAGCUUCUGUCUUCCUGGCCCGCUCUUGUGUGACU